Messenger RNA from Cinara cedri, 6658 nucleotides. The record is from the annotation of a GenBank genome assembly. Lineage: Eukaryota; Metazoa; Arthropoda; Insecta; Hemiptera; Aphididae.
CAAUCAAUUUAAAAAUUAAUGGGUAUAACAUUUGUAUAAAAUAUGUAGGUGUUUCUAGUAUUUUAUUUUAAAUUUUAAAUACUAAUUACUAAUAAAAAUUAUCUAUUGUAUUAAGUUGAAUUUUUAUUUAUUUGGCUCAUUAUUUUACAAAACUUAACUAUAUUGAAAUUCCUCGAUCUCGUUUCACUUUGUGAUCAGUGAAGAUUUUGAUUAACCAUGUCGGCUCAAUGCGAAAAAAUAAACUCCACCAGUCCAGUAUUCGAAUUUGGACCUAAAUUGAAGCUAUUGCGAUCAAACGACCAGGUCCGGGAAUUACAGACCAUUCUUAGAGACAAGUGAGUUGUAUAGCCAUUACAAAGGCAUUUAUGGAAGUCUUUGUACUUACGGUUUCCAGAAAUACAAGUCGAGCGGAUUUCAAAUUUUAUGCUGACCGUUUGAUUCGGCUAGUCAUUGAAGAGAGCCUGAACCAAUUGCCAUUCGAUAGUUGUAUGGUGAUGACACCCACUGGUAACUAUUAUAAAGGUACCAAAUACCAAAGAGGUAACUGCGGUGUUAGUAUUGUACGCAGCGGUGAGGCUAUGGAACAAGUAAGUGUUUUAUAUGUAUAUAAUUUUCAACACUACCUACCUAUUUACAUUAUUGAUGUUAUCAAUAUUUUAUUAUUUUAUACUAUUGUGUUUAGGGUCUACGAGAUUGUUGUCGGUCAAUUCGUAUUGGUAAAAUAUUGGUAGAAUCUGAUUCAGAUACUCAUGAAGCCCGUGUGGUGUAUGCAAAAUUUCCUCAUGAUAUAGCAGAUAGAAAAGUUCUAUUGAUGUAUCCAAUAAUGAGUGAGUUAUAUUAUGUUUAAAUAAUUAAAUUACAGAAGCAUUAACUUAAUUUUGUUUUGUUUUUUAGGUACAGGGAAUACUGUAAUCAAAGCAGUGAAUGUUUUAAAGGAACAUCGAGUGUCAGAGGAAAAUAUUAUUCUAUCAAAUUUAUUCACUACACCAAUUGCUGCUCAAACAAUUACCACAGCAUUCCCAUUGGUUUGUUUAAACUCUUAUAUACAACUAUUAUAAUUAUUCUUAUAUUAUUAGUACUUACUGAAUUAUGUUUUAUACUUAGAUGACUAUAUUAACGUCAGAACUAUAUCACAUCGCACCCAAUCACUUUGGCCAAAAAUAUUUUGGUACUGAUUAGAUUCAUUCUUUAAUUUAUAAUUAAUAUUUGCACAAAACAUUUCCGGUAAGUAAGAUUUUUACCAUGCAAAUUGCAAGUGACCAAUUUAAACAGACUUGAAUAUUAAUUAUUAUUUUUAACAAUUUAUUCCUAUCAGUCAAUUUUAAUCAUAAGAUUUGAUUUACAAUGUCUUAUAACUUAGAUGAUUUGAGAGCAACUUUUGUUAUUGUUAUUAUUUAGAUAUUUAAUUUAAUUUUUAAUUCUAAGAACUUUUAUAUUUCGACUGAAAUGUAUUCAAUAAAACCUGUUCUACUUGAAUAAAUAAUUCAAUUUUUAAUGAACAAAGAGUUUACUUUAGUAUUUAUUGAAAAAAAAUACUAAAAUGAAAUAUUGUAUAAAUAAUUUAAAAUUAUAAUUCAUAAUGAUAACAUGUAUACUUGUAAUAAAAAUUUAUUUUGACCGUUGAAUUUUUAUAGUCCAGUCUCGACAAUACUUUAAACUUAUUACCUUUAAUAUGAAAAACAAUUUUUUUUAAAUUUUGAAUUUAAUUAUUUAAAAAAAAAAAUAAAAAGUGAACUUGAUCAUAUUUCAAAAUAAAGUCAAAUUUUGAAUUUUAUUGUUAAAAUUUGAAAUUUAAGGUAAAAAAUAUAGAUCUACGAGACAAUUAAGAAAGUAUAAAAAGUAACAGUUCUAAAAUUAAAAUUAAAGUUUUCUCCUCAAUUUGUAAUUAAAAUUCCAUUGUUGGAAAUACAUAUAAAAAAAAGGACAAACAUAUUUUGCACGAUGGAUGGGUUACUGUUGUAAGUGAGACGUUGGGAAGGUAGCAUAUAGAGGAGAGUUUAAUGUAUAAUUGUAUGUAACAAUUCAUGAUUCCUAACAAAAAAACCCUGAGCGGUGUUAGGUUAUAUAUGUUUUGAUAGGCCUUAAUAUUUACAAUUUGAUAUUAAAAUUCCUAUAAAUAAAAAUUCUACAUUACACUUAAUUUUUUUAUUUUUUACCACUAAGUACGACUUAUAAUUUAUAAUAAACCUUUUAUUAAAUUAUCAAACAUUUCAUUUUUGUUUGGUCUCUAAUAAUUAAAUCCACAAAGUACUUAUUGAAUAAAAAUUCCGUAAAAAAAAAACACAAAAUUAAAAUGUCAGUAAAUAUUUAAAAAAAUGGCUCAAAUGUUUUGAAAAUUUUACCACGUUUAAAAAAGGCAAAUUUAAGUAGUCUAUCCGAAUUUGAAGUCCCUUUCUAUGAAUAUUUUUUACUGAAUCACAAAAACAAAAUUAAAAAUAUUAUAAAUUUUCUCAACCAUUAUGAAAACUAUUUGGAAAAUUAAAAAAAAAUGAUCUCAAUAGAGUACCACCCAGAUAAAAUUUAUUUUCAGGAAAGUUACUGCAUUUGAAAAUCGAAGCAAGAUUUCCAGUAGAAAUGAUGUUAGCAGAUAAUGAAAAAAAAAAAUUGUAAAACCAACACAUUUCUCACUUCACUUAGAAUCUAAAAACUUUCAUUUGUAUUCAAAUAGUGAUAAUUUUAUUGUUUGGUAAUUUGUUAAUUACUAGGGGUCCCGCGCCUGUGCUAAUUUGUGUUAUUAUUAUUUUACCCAUAUUCAUUUUUGGUUUUGACAGUGUUAAAAUUAUAAGUCCACCCUCGGCAGGCUAAAUGUGUUCCAUUGUGAAAUUUGAAUACUGUAAAUAAUAGUAAUAAUAAUAAUUUUAAUAGUUUUCUUUUCUGUGGCAACCCUUGAAUUAAUAAAAAUCUCAUCUUAUAUAUACAAUUCUCUGGUCACAGUAUUUGUUAUUCACUCCUGUUACCGGUGUAACACAAAUCAACAAAAAAAUUGUAUUUAUUAUAUUAUAAGGAAAAUUAUUUGGUGUUGCUCAUGUAUAUAUAUAUAUAUAUAUAUAUAUUUAAUUAGAUUGACGUGUUAUAAAACUAUCUAAUAGAAUUAUCACUCAAUAGAUUACGACAUACCAGUGGUUCCAUACUUAUGUUGUAUUAUCUCUUUAACCAUUUGUCCAAAUUAUAUGCAGCAAAAGGGAAAUGUCUUGUUUUAAACACUUGAGACGAUAAGUUAACUUAUUUUCAUAAGAAUUCAUAAUUUCAAGAAUUUUAAUAUGACCAAUAAACAUGUGAUAAUAAUUAAAAUUAUUUUUUUAGUAUAAAAAACUACUUAUUGUGAUUUAAAUAUAAAAGUUUUAUAUAUGCUGUCGCUGACUUUUUUGUAGGCAUUAUCAAACUACAACUUUUCUCUAGAACUCAUGUAUCUCUCGUCAUUAAGACAACAUUCGUAAGAAAUGUUUUUGUUCUGCGGUUUUACUUACUGUAUAUAACUGCCAUGAAAAAGUAUUUUUAUUUUUCAGGUUAAUAUAUAGUCUAUUACACUCACAAAUAAUGUAGCUUUCUAUUGGUAAAAGAAUUUUCAAAAUCGGUUCAGUAGGUCCAGAGAUUACCCCCUACAACCUCACAAACUCACAAACUUUACCUCUUUAUAAUAAUAGUAUAGGUAACUUGGUGAAUUAUCAUUUUAUAUAAAUCCCUCACUUAUAAAUUAAUACUUUUAUUUCUGACAAUUAGUAGCUUUAAAAUGUAAUUAUUUAUUGGGUACUACAUUAUUUAUAAAUGCUAUUACUCUCCAGAUAAAUAAUACACAAAUUUAAAUAUUUUAAACAAAUUUAUUAUCAUAUUAUUAAUAUUUUAAUACCUUUGGAAUAUGUUACUUCUAGACAAAAAAAACAAAUUAUUAAACUAUACUUACUUACCUCUUGAGCAUUGUAAGUGAUAAAUUUGGAAUUUUGAAUCUAGUUACCUGUUUAUUAGAAAUUUAUUUGAACUAAUGUUUUUAUAUUUAUACAUUCUUUUAGGCAAUAUAUCUUUGCAAUCCUGAUUUAUAAAAGUAUGUUUAAAAUAUUUGUAUGAAAUUGCUAACUAAUUAGGAAAGUAUAAAAAAAGUAAUUAUAAUAAAUGAGAAAAUCUUGUUGAAUUGACACAUGAAGUCUUCCAGCAACAAAAUUUAAAACUAAAUUUCUAAUUUAUUUGAAAAUUUUAACUAACUAAAACUAUAAUAUUAGGUAUGUUACUAAUUUGAUAUUGAAGUGAUACAAUAUGUUGAAUUUAUUUUUAAAUUAUAUUAUGUAUUUAAAGUAUUUACAGUAUUGGUUCAAUGUGUUAUUUGUGCUUUAUACAACUGUUGGUGUUUAUUUUAAUUUUAUAUUUAAUAUUCUACAUAAUAAAUGUACUAAUGUGGAUUAGAAAAUCGUAAAUCAAGAUUGUUUUUUUUUUUAAACUUUAAAAGAUCUUGUUAAAGAAUUGAGGUUGUAGGAGAAACAAUUUAUAAAAUAUUAUUUUAGUUUAAAAUCAUUCAAUAUUGCUAGCAAAUUUAUUUGGAAAUGUUUCCCAUGCCUGACUGCAACACCAUUCAAAAGACGUAAUGUAUUAAAAAUGUAGGACCUACAUUUUUAAUGAUGAAUGAAUCAUCAAAAAAAAAAAAAAAAAUACUGUAAUAUAAUGCUAAUAAACUAUAGAUAAUGUGUAUAUUUUAAUAUCUGGAUAAAUUUUUCAAUGUUUCUGCAUAAAUUUUAGUAUAAAUUGUUUUUGAUCUUAGUUCAAUAUUAACGUUGCAUUGUAUUCUUCCAUUUGUUUAACUGCUCUUUCUACAGUAUCAUAUACUAUUUUUAGUGAAUUAAUAAUUUGUUUACCAUUAAUAAAACUUACAUUAGAUUCCUAGGAUGUCUGAUUAUUUUUUAAGAAUUGGUUAUCAAUAUUAAAUCGAGAAAAUAAUUUUAAGCUACCUUGUGAAAUAAAUUUGUCAAUAUUUGUUGCUGUAAAAAGUAAAAUUAAUAGUUUAUAUUUUAUUUUGUGAGGAUAAAUUUUAAUAUUAUUUUCCGAAUUGCCACCAACAAAAAUUUGUACUAAUUCUAAAAAUUCACGAUAAUCUCCAUGAGAAUGUUUAAUUUCUAAUUUACUUUUAACAUAGUUCAGAAUAUCUUCCUUAACAUUUUCUAAAACAGCAUCACUUUCAAUUACAAUAUAAUAUUUAUUUAUAUCUAAUUCAUGCCAUUUUUUUUGGAAAUUUUUAAUUAAUGAAAUGAUUGAGCUCGAUGAAUUUGUGGUAUUUUAAUUUUAAAAAAGGCUAAUAAAUGUAAUGCUUAUAAGAAGGAUAUAGAUAGGAUAGUAGAUCUUAACCUAAUUUUUGUUCUAUUAAAAUAUAUGCUCCAUUUAAGCGUUCUAUUUCGGACACAGUUGUAUCACAACACAAAGCUUGAAAAAUAACAAAUAAUUUCCAUUCUUGUAAUGCAUUACAUACGGCUGCAGCUUGUUCUUCCCAGUUGAUCGCUGAAGUUAUGGAAUGUUUAUAAUUUGUUUUAUAUUUUGACUUGUACUUACAAUAUUGGAAGUCGUUCAACUGUUGUAUUUUUAACUUUAGUGUCUGGUAAUAAUUAUAUUUGUAUUAUGAUUAUUUUAAUUGAUAGAAAAAGUCCUAUGGGAACUAUAUAAAAUCAUUUUAGCUGAUAUUAUUAUUUAUUAUUAAUACCUACCUAUGAAAAAAUACGAAAAUUGUGAUUUUAUAGAAUCAAGUUAAUGUACUUCAUGAAAACGGCAUGAGAUAUGAAAAAAAAAAUGUCUAUAAAAGUUAUAGGAAAUUUAAUUUACUUUAAAAUAUUUAAAAAAAAAAAAUGUCGAUAUUUCUAACAGUUAACAAAAUAUUUACCGAGAUAUUGAAAAUUUUUUUAAAUAAUGAAAAAUGUAUCAAAUUCAAACUUCAAGUUCAAUUCAUCACGAAUUAACUUUAUUUGAUAAUACACAAUUUUUUGUAGUUCACUUUUAUACAUAUACACACAUAUAGAGGGUGAGACAAAAUAUGUUAUGAUAUUUUUUUUUCAAUAUAUAUAGUUAAGUUAUAUAUACACCUUAAUAGGUGUUAGUAGGUAAAAAAAGUUAAUUUUGAGAUUGAUUGCAAAAUACCUUAUUUGUUUGUUUUAUUAAUUUAUUCAAUUUUAAGAUAUUUGUUUUUUUACACAAUCUAUUUAUUUCAUAAAUUACAAAUAUAUAAUUAUGGAUUAAUUAUUAAAAUGAUCUGUGAUUUAAAUAAUUCAAAAUGCAAGUAAAUAUACCUUAUUAUGACACCAUGACCAAUAAAAGCUUUUGGUUUUUCAUAUUUUAAAUUAAUCCCGUUAAUCUAUUUUUCAAUUUGACAACCUUAUUGCUGAAAAUAAUAAUAGAUGCUUUUAAUUUAAGGUAUUUUUCAGAAUGAAGCUGUUGAUACAUUUUUUUCAGACUGCAGCAAGAGAUACCAAAGUUAUAUAAGCAUUAAACGCUUUAAUAAGAUAAUUUCACGCGUUUGAAGACAAUGCCUGAAGACUACUGACCUCUAACCGAACGCGAUCAACUGAUCUCUGAACAGUACCAAAAGUCACAAUAACCAUUGAGAAAACCUACUCAAAAUGAGUAUAUGUUGACCAUAACAAAUUAGAAUUUGUUCAAAACAAUGCCAAUAAAAUAAAUAAUUAAAUGA